AUGGAGAUUGGCGAACUCAACACCACCCGCGUACAGGGCCAGAAUGGAGUCAACGCUGAAGAGGCUCAUAUCCCUACACCUUUCUCAGGGACAAAAGUAGCAGAAAAGCAUGCUGUUGAUGACACUAUCCAGCAAGAGGAGGAAGAUGUUCCUUCAAACCUGUACCCUUUCCCCGAAUUGCCUGGCGCAGUCGAUGAAGGAACUGCCCUCACUAUUCGCGCCAUUCUCAUUGGAUGUUGUUUGGGAGCUGUCGUCAGUGCAUCCAACAUCUACCUCGGUCUCAAAACAGGUUGGACCUUCGGUGCAUCUCUGUUUGGAUCCAUUCUUGGCUUCUGUAUUCUCAAACCCCUGUCUCGAAUCUCAUCACCCUACCUUGGCGGGGGUUAUUUCGGUCCCAAAGAAAACUUGACAGUUCAAACUGCAGCCACUGCUAGUGGUGGAUUGGGCAUCAUCUUUGUUGGUGCCGUUCCAGCGAUGUAUCAGAUGGGCUUGUUGAGCGCCGACCCAAAGAACGACAUCGGCAAGCUCAUUACUUUUUCUGCUUGUACAGCCUACUACGGCUUGUUUUUCGCCAUCGCUCUGCGCAAGUUCUACAUCUUGAAACUGAAACUCAUCUUCCCCUCGCCCACCGCUGUCGCUUACGUUAUUCGCGCCUUGCACGCCGGUGGUGCUGAGGCGGAGGCCAACGCCAAGCUUCAAGGUCGUUCUCUUGCCAUCUCCUUCACUGGAGCUGCUUUGUGGCGCGUCAUUUCGCAGUAUGCACCCGGUAUCACUUGGGACUUCCACCCAGCUUGGUGGAUUGCUUCUACUACGUCCGCCAAGUCCCUCAUGGCAGUCGAGUCUUGGUCAUGGUAUUUCGAGCUCACUCCCGCUUUCAUUGGUGCCGGCAUCUUGAGUGGAGUGAAUGCUUCCCUUUCCUUCUUUGGUGGUUCAGUCUUCGCUUGGGGCAUUAUCGGUCCAUGCAUUGUCAAGUACCAGUACGCAUUUGGCAAGCCUAUUGGCGGAGAUGAAUAUCCACUCUGGGUCAACUACAAUUCUCUCUCCCUCAAAGACCCCAUCAACAAGCCCUCUCCACGUUACUGGAUGCUCUGGCCUGGUGUGUUCAUCAUGCUGUGUGCUUCGUUCGCUGAGGUGGCCAUGCACGGUCCUGUCCUUUUCCGUGGUCUGAAGAACGCUUUCUGGGACAGUCUUGCUGCUGUGCCCCAGACUCGCGCCUUCUCCGAGAAGCACACCGAGGGUCAGAUUCGCGAAGUGUCCGACGACCCAAGGCCCAAGUCUGAGCAGGUUCCCUGGUGGGCCUGGUCUGGCGGUGUAAUCCUCGCCGUCGUCUUCUCCUGCAUUGUCCUGGCUCUUCAGUACGACGUCAGCCCCGGAAUCACGAUUUUGUCUGUUAUCCUGGCUUUCAUCUUCUCUUUCAUCGCUGCUCAGUCGUCUGGAGCUACCGACAUCAACCCUGUCUCAACUUGCGCCAAGGCUUCCCAGCUUGUGCUCGGUGGUGUGACUCAAGGUCAGGGCCUUCACGGCUUCAAGGCCGAGACCAUCAACAUGAUUGGUGGCAUUGUUUCUGGUGGUGCAGCUGCCCAGUCGGUCGACAUGCUGGGUGACUUGCGAACGGGUUACCUCCUCUCUGGAUCUCCCCUCACUCAGUUCAUCGCUCAGGUGUUUGGCUCUCUUUGCUCAGUGUUCCUGUGCUGUGGAUUCUUCAUCCUCUUCUCGACUGCUUACCCUUGCAUCAUCAACGUUGAGCUCGCAGACACAUGCUCUUUCGCUGCACCCUCCGUCGCAGCAUGGCGCGCUGUCGCCUUGGCUGUGACUGCAACUCAAUUCCCUGUUCCAAAGGGCUCAGGCAUCUGCGCCCUGGUCAUCGGAAUUUUCGCGGUUGGUCUCACAGUUGCCAAGUACACUGUGAUUCCCGAGCGUCGUCGUCACCUCGUGCCCAACAUGAACGCUGUUGGUCUGGCCUUCACCCUUCCCCAGACAUACUACUCGACCGCCAUGGCUGUUGGUGCCAUUGCCUCAUACAUCUGGUUGAAGAGGUCUGCAAAGACAUGGAAUAUCUACGCAUACUCGAUCGCAGCUGGUUUGGCUGCCGGCGAGGGUAUCGGUGGAGUCGUCAAUGCUCUUUUCCAGGUCAUUGGCAUUGCAGGUGAAGAAGGCCGUGCCACGAGCGUUGGAUGCCCGGGCAACGAGUACUGUGGUUAA
Protomyces lactucae-debilis is the source of this 2202-nucleotide messenger RNA. Its product is annotated as oligopeptide transporter. Gene Ontology annotation, molecular function: oligopeptide transmembrane transporter activity. Gene Ontology annotation, cellular component: fungal-type vacuole membrane. The record is from RefSeq and is a predicted model, not a curated record. Lineage: Eukaryota; Fungi; Ascomycota; Taphrinomycetes; Taphrinales; Protomycetaceae. The transcript is spliced from 2 exons. Bases 1 to 2202 code for a protein of 733 amino acids.